Messenger RNA from Colossoma macropomum (tambaqui), 1001 nucleotides. Its product is annotated as urokinase plasminogen activator surface receptor-like. Bases 31 to 792 code for a protein of 253 amino acids. The transcript has 7 exons. The record is from RefSeq and is a predicted model, not a curated record. Lineage: Eukaryota; Metazoa; Chordata; Actinopteri; Characiformes; Serrasalmidae.
CACACUCUCAACUUCUCUAACUCACCAACAAUGAAGAUGCUGGUCACUCUGAUGCUCGUCUACAUGCUUUUUUCAGAAGCUUUACAGGGUUCUGCAGCUCUGAGGUGUUACGAGUGUGACGGGCCAACAUGUUAUCAUAGACCUGUGGUGUGUUCUAGAUAUAAAGAUCGCUGCAUCUACGUUGGAACGAUGGGUUCACCAUAUACAGUGAAAGGAUGUGCAACCAAGGAUGACUGUGAUCAAGCAGGGAGAACGGCAACAUGCUGUGACACUGAUCUGUGUAACAAAGAUUUACAGCCUCCUACAGCUCUGAAGUGUUACAAGUGUUUGGGGAUGAAUUGUGAUCGUAAACCUGUGGAGUGUCCAAUGUAUGCAGAUCGCUGCUUUUCUGCAACCUUGGACUAUAUGGGCAGGCAACAUAUGCUACAAGGAUGUUCAACCAAGGCUAAGUGUUACGAAGAUAGAGAACAGGCAACGUGCUGUGACACUGAUCUGUGUAACAGUGAUAAAAAUUUACUGGCUCCUACAGCUCUGAAGUGUUACAAGUGUGAGGGACUGAUAUGUGCUCAUCAACCUGUCACUUGUCCUUCACCUGAAGGUCGAUGCUUUACCAAAACCACAACAAAAUAUAUGGUACUGGCUCAUACUGAAAAGGGAUGUUCAACCAAGACUGAGUGCGAUAAAACAGGCAGUGUGUGCUGUGACCAUGAUCUGUGUAACAGUGCUGAGGGGGUUAAGCUGAGUCUCCUCAUCAUGCUGGUUCCUCUGAUCUCGUCCAUCCUCUUCAUCUGAACUCUCUGCUGCUUCUCUCUCAGUGAUUCAUCUCUUAUUGGAGUAACAGAAAUAUUGUAAAUAUACUGUCUGGAAACAAUUACAUAAUCUUCCUACAUUUAAUGUCUCAGCUUUACUUUCAGAUAAUAUGUGAUAAAUGUUAUAGAUUAGAAUAGAUUGUACUGUAACUUCUGUAACUUUUGCAUAUCAAUAAAAAACAUGAAGACCAA